This is a messenger RNA of Vicia villosa (hairy vetch), 1017 nucleotides long. RefSeq lists its product as uncharacterized. The transcript has a single exon. The record is from RefSeq and is a predicted model, not a curated record. The coding region runs from base 1 to 1017 and encodes 338 amino acids. NCBI's taxonomy places the organism in Eukaryota, Viridiplantae, Streptophyta, Magnoliopsida, Fabales, Fabaceae.
AUGGAUGCUCUUGAAAAAGUCCUCGCUUGCCUAAUCUAUGGGCAAGUUUUGUUCCCUCGUUAUGACAAAAUUAUGGAUGUGAUUGCUCUUAAGAUCUUCAUUGGUAAUAAUCCGGUUCCAACUUUAUUGGGUGACUUGUUGCAUUCCAUCCACCAUCGAUCAUCUAAAGGCAAAGGUUGUAUUCUUGGAUGCGCACCAUUAUUGCAUAAGUGGUUUAGUUCGCACUUAUCCCGUUCUACAAUAAAGAAUGAAGAAGGUUUGACUUGGGUUCAGAGAAUCAUGAGGCUUUCAUACGACGAUAUCAUUUGGAACCAAAAAGAGUUUGAAGGAACCCAUCUGUUUGAUAGUUGUGGAGACUUCCCAAAUGUACCUCUUCUUGGUACUCGAGGAGGAGUAACUUAUAAUCCCAUACUAGCUCGACAUCAGUUUGGUUUCGCUUUGAAAGACAAACCUCGCUCCAUAUAUCUUAGCUCGGAAAAUUUUGAUUAUGAUUCAGAUACAACCGGAAAGAAGAAGUUGUUUAUUAGAGCUUGGUCCAAGGUAAAGAAAGUAUGCAUAAGAGAAUUGGGACUAAGGAGUUACAUCCCUUCAGAUAUUUAUUUUAGGUGGAUUUAUGAUCGAGUUGUUGAGUAUGGUAUGCCGUAUCCGUCUGAUGUCCCUCUUGUGCCAAGGGUUACCCCUACGAUCAUUCCUGUGGUUUUGGAGCCUUAUGUCCCUGCUCCAAAUGAAGACCUUGCUGCUACCGUUGCUUCUCUAAGAAGGGAAAAGGCGGAUCUUGAAAGGCGCUUGCAUAAGGUCGAAGCUGAGAAAGCGGUAUUGGUGGCUGAUGCUAAAGAGCGAGAUGGUAUGCUUGACUAUUUCUCCCGCAAAUGGAAGAUUGAGGAUUUCGUCUCUCCAGAUCAGAUACAAUCAUGGGAGCGAGAGAUUGAUAGGCUCGUCCAAGAAAGAAACGAGAUGAUAAAAGCUCACAAAGAGGAAAUCAGAAGUUUAAAGAGAAAGCGCCGACUCGAAGACUGA